UUCGUUGUGUCCUCCUUCCUCCCCUCUCUCUCUCACUCGCUUACACAUCUCAACACUUUCUCUUUUUUACUUUGCCGGAAAAUGGAUCCCGUUUCCGAGUGGGGCAAUACCUCUCUCGCCGUCGUGGACCCAGAAAUCCACGAUCUCAUCGAGAAGGAGAAGCGCCGCCAAUGCCGCGGAAUCGAGCUUAUCGCUUCCGAAAACUUCACCUCCUUCGCCGUAAUGGAAGCCCUUGGCAGCCCGCUCACCAACAAAUACUCUGAAGGCGUGCCCGGAAACCGGUACUACGGCGGCAACGAGUACAUCGAUGAGAUCGAGAAUCUCACGCGCUCACGCGCCCUCCAGGCCUACCGCCUCGACCCCACCAAAUGGGGCGUCAAUGUCCAGCCAUACAGCGGGUCCCCUGCAAAUUUCGCCGCCUACACGGCCGUGCUGAACCCGCAUGACCGUAUAAUGGGGCUUGAUUUGCCUUCUGGCGGGCAUCUGACUCACGGUUACUAUACUUCCGGAGGGAAGAAGAUUAGCGCGACGUCGAUCUAUUUCGAGAGUUUGCCUUACAAGGUGGAUUCAAAGACUGGGUAUAUCGAUUAUGAUAGGUUGGAGGAGAAGGCCAUGGAUUUUAGGCCCAGGUUGAUCAUUUGUGGCGGGAGUGCUUAUCCCAGGGACUGGGAUUACAAGAGGUUUAGGGAGAUUGCAGAUAAAUGUGGGGCGCUUUUGCUUUGUGAUAUGGCUCAUAUCAGUGGCCUUGUUGCUGCUCAGGAAGCGGCAGAUCCUUUUGAGUAUUGUGACUUGGUCACAACUACAACCCACAAGAGUCUGAGGGGUCCCAGGGCUGGUAUGAUCUUCUACAGGAAGGGUCCCAAGCCUGCCAAGAAGGGCCAGCCACAGGAUGCAGUAUAUGACUUUGAGGACAAGAUCAACUUCGCUGUGUUCCCCUCUCUUCAGGGAGGUCCCCACAAUCACCAAAUUGGUGCUCUUGCUGUGGCUUUGAAACAGGCAGCAACCCCUGCAUUCAAGGCCUAUGCUAAGCAAGUCAGAGCCAAUGCUGUAGCAGUUGGAAAUUAUCUGAUGAGCAAAGGAUACAAGCUUGUCACUGGUGGAACAGAGAACCACUUGGUUCUGUGGGAUCUUCGCCCUCUUGGAUUGACUGGAAACAAGGUUGAGAAACUCUGUGACCUAUGUAACAUCACUGUUAACAAGAAUGCAGUAUUUGGUGACAGCAGUGCUUUGGCCCCUGGAGGAGUUCGCAUUGGUACUCCCGCCAUGACGUCAAGGGGAUUGGUUGAGAAAGACUUUGAGCAGAUUGCGGAAUUCCUCCACCGGGCCGUGAGCAUCACCUUGAAGAUCCAACAGGAGCAUGGCAAACUAUUGAAGGACUUUAACAAGGGUCUGGUGAACAACAAAGACAUUGAAGAACUCAAGGCUGAUGUUGAAAAAUUUGCAUCCUCAUUUGACAUGCCUGGCUUCAAGAUGUCUGAGAUGAAGUACAAGGACUAAGUCGAUUACAUUAUCUUCUGCUCUAAGGCUUUUCAAUACUUUGAUUCAUCAUUAAAUUUUGCCUUCAUUUUCACCCAAAUAUGUACCGGGCGAAAUAAUAAUUUUUACUCUGCCCGCUGCUUCUGUUCUGUUUUCUACAGUCGUAGGUUUUACUGGAUUGCCAUUGUGUUGGUGGAAAGUCGUAGCUGUUUAUGUAAGUUUGAAGCGAAAAUCCUACUGAAUUAAUGCACUACCAGUGAUAUUAUUUGGUAUUUAAAGUUCAGUUCCCCGUU
This is a messenger RNA of Sesamum indicum (sesame), 1769 nucleotides long. RefSeq names its product serine hydroxymethyltransferase 4 (gene SHM4). Lineage: Eukaryota; Viridiplantae; Streptophyta; Magnoliopsida; Lamiales; Pedaliaceae. Gene Ontology annotation, biological process: tetrahydrofolate interconversion. Gene Ontology annotation, cellular component: mitochondrion; cytoplasm. Gene Ontology annotation, molecular function: glycine hydroxymethyltransferase activity; pyridoxal phosphate binding. The record is from RefSeq and is a predicted model, not a curated record.